This is a messenger RNA of Protobothrops mucrosquamatus (brown spotted pit viper), 1741 nucleotides long. It is a transcript of the gene EIF2AK1, whose product is annotated as eukaryotic translation initiation factor 2 alpha kinase 1. NCBI's taxonomy places the organism in Eukaryota, Metazoa, Chordata, Lepidosauria, Squamata, Viperidae. Gene Ontology annotation, biological process: protein phosphorylation. Gene Ontology annotation, molecular function: protein kinase activity; ATP binding. The transcript is spliced from 14 exons. The record is from RefSeq and is a predicted model, not a curated record. Bases 1 to 1698 code for a protein of 565 amino acids.
AUGUGGCGGAGGCAGGCCAACUUCAGCAUCGGCGGGGCUGGGAGGCCGCGGGCCGCCGCCGCCGCCGCUGCCGUCAUCGGCUUCCCCGAGGCGGAGCCCGGCGCCGAGCCGCCCUUCGACGUACUCUGUAAAACAUUUACUCAGAUGGGCUUGCUUUCCGAUUUCGCCGUUUGUGAAGAAUUCAGCAGUUUGCGACUGCAGCAUAAUCGAGCCAUUACUGAACUAAUGAAAGCAGCCAACAAGCAAAUAGACAAUGAGGAAGUUGGUCCUGGUGAUUCCUACGCAAACAGGGAGAACGAAAUCCUCUUCGAAGCGCAGACAUCCCGUUAUGUUAACGAAUUUGAUGAGAUUUCACGGCUUGGGAAAGGAGGGUAUGGAACAGUAUAUAAGGUCAGAAAUAAACUCGAUGGCCAAUUCUACGCGAUUAAAAAAAUCCUGAUUAAGAAAGCCACCAAGCGGGACUGCAUGAAGGUCCUACGGGAAGUGAAAGUCUUGGCUCAGCUGCAGCAUCCUCACAUUGUAGGUUACCACACGGCUUGGAUGGAACACGUUCAGCCAGCCUGUCCAAAAGGGGAGCAUAUUUGUGGCUUAGGCUUGGAUCUUCCGUCUCUCAAAAUGUCUUCGGAGCCAGGAGAUUCCGAGGACCAGAGUUGCAUUCAAGAAAUGGAAGACAGUUCCAUUAUCUUUGCCAGUCGGAGCCCGGAGGAUUCCCUGGGCAGAAAUUCUAAAGGAAGUGAAGGGAAUGUUUGCACAUUUCCUCCUGGGACAUAUGGCAGGAGUGGGGAAAAUGACACGAGCCACGACUUAAGGGACAGUGGAAAUCAGUCCUCGGUCCUACGUUGCUGCACUGAAAAUGGGGAUUCUUGCACCGAUGAAGAUGCCCAAAACGAGAGACCUUCUCACCAGCCUUGUGUGGUUGAAUAUCACCUGAUGCUUCACAUCCAAAUGCAACUGUGCGAAGCCUCUUUGUGUGACUGGAUUGCCAGCAGAAAUGACGUGUGUCUGAAAGCAACGGAUGCCUCUAAUCCUUAUCAUCAUAUUGAGAAACACUGGACCUUGAAGAUUUUCCAGGAGCUGCUAGAAGGCGUGUACUAUAUCCACAGUAAUGGGGUCAUGCACCGGGACAUUAAACCCCGGAAUAUCUUUCUCCAAGGACCUAACCACCAUGUGAAAAUAGGGGACUUUGGGUUAGCCUGUAGAGAUAUUAUAGAGGAAGAUACCACCCACCUGCUAAGCGCAGAGAAUAAUUAUGCAUUCAUCCAUACCUCUGGAGUAGGCACUUGCCUGUAUGCUUCUCCUGAACAGCUCCAAGGCUCUCAUUAUGAUUUCAAGUCGGAUAUGUACAGUUUGGGUGUCAUCCUGUUUGAACUCUUCCAGCCGUUUGGAACGGAAAUGGAGAGAACGGAAGUUCUGAUGGGCUUAAGACAGGGCACCCUCCCGUUCUCUUUUUCUGGGAAGUGGCCUAUACAGGCCAAAUACGUGAAAUUACUGACCAGCGACACAUCCUCGCGUAGACCCACAGCCCUUCAGCUGCUGGACAGCGAACUCUUCCAUAAUUCGGCAAAUGUGAUUUGUGCUCUUCAGCAGAAAGUGAUGAAGCAAGAAGAAGAAAUCAAACUGCUUAAAGAAAAAAUUAAGCUGCUGUUAGAAGAGAGGGACGAAAGAGACAGAAUCAAGCCCCUCGGAUCUCCUGUUUAAAUGAACCAAAAGUAUUUGUCGUCGUAUUAACUUUUAAAUUGUC